Molecule: messenger RNA, 3246 nt
Organism: Nymphaea colorata (pocket water lily)
Lineage: Eukaryota; Viridiplantae; Streptophyta; Magnoliopsida; Nymphaeales; Nymphaeaceae
Product: general negative regulator of transcription subunit 3
Exons: 16
Coding region: 201-2954 (917 amino acids)
Biological process (GO): nuclear-transcribed mRNA poly(A) tail shortening; regulation of DNA-templated transcription
Cellular component (GO): P-body; CCR4-NOT core complex; nucleus
Source: RefSeq, a predicted model, not a curated record
UCCUUUCAUUUCCUCUCCUCCUCCAUCGUCCCAACAUGCCAUCCCUCUGUUGCUUUCUCUGCGAGAAACUGCCGUGUUCUCCUCGAAACCCUAGAAAACCCCCGUUGAAUCCUCUGAAAUCGGAAUCGGAACUUUAGAACCUCGAUUUCUUCUUCGUUCUCCAAGUGCGUGGAUGCUUGACCCCUUCUGGGUAAGCCCCCAUGGGAGCCAGCAGAAAGCUUCAGGGAGAGAUCGACAGAGUCCUGAAAAAGGUUCAGGAAGGCGUCGAGGUCUUCGAUAGCAUAUGGAACAAGGUGUACGACACCGAUAAUGCGAACCAGAAGGAGAAAUUCGAGGCUGAUCUGAAGAAGGAGAUCAAGAAGCUUCAGAGGUACAGGGAUCAGAUCAAGACGUGGAUACAAUCUAGUGAAAUCAAGGACAAAAAGGUUAGUGCGUCUUAUGAGCAGGCUCUGCUGGAUGCACGGAAGCUUAUUGAGCGGGAGAUGGAAAGGUUUAAGGUCUGUGAAAAGGAGACAAAGACAAAGGCCUUCUCUAAGGAAGGAUUAGGUCAGCAGCCCAAAACCGAUCCAAAAGAAAAAGCUAAGGCUGAGACAAGGGAUUGGUUGAAUAAUGUGGUGGGCGAAUUGGAAUCACAGAUUGAUUACUUUGAAGCUGAUAUUGAGGGACUCUCUGUGAAGAAAGGGAAGUCAAGACCACCUAGACUGGCCCAUCUGGAGGCUUCCAUUACCCGCCAUAAGGCUCACAUAAUGAAGCUAGAGUUGAUUUUGCGGCUGCUGGAUAAUGAUGAACUGAGUCCAGAUCAAGUCAAUGAUGUCAAAGACUUUCUUGAGGACUAUGUUGAACGUAAUCAGGAGGACUUUGAUGAAUUUGAUGAUGUGGAUGAGCUAUAUAUCUCUUUGCCACUGGAAAAGGUGGAGGCUCUUGAAGAUCUAGUUGCAAUUAGUCCUGGUAUUGCCAAGGCUGUCGUUUCUACUUCUGUCACCACUGGUGCAUUGGGAUUAAAAACUCCAGCACCUUCAGGAACUCAAUUGGUUGCAUCAGUAGCUUCUAGCAAUCAACAAGGCAUUGUUGUUCCGGACCAAACAGAGGAGACGGCUUCUCAAGAUAGUAGUUCUGAUACUGCACCAAGGACUCCACCCUCUAACAAAAGUAGUGCCAUGGCAACUUCAGCAUCAGCAACUGCUUCCAGUUCUAAUGUGGCUUCUGGGGUGAAUACAGCUGCAAAUGGAGGAGGUAACAUUCUUCCUCGUCCGAUGGGUGGUCCAUCCACUUCAGGGAUACUUUCUACUGCUGGAUCCAUGCGAAGCGUGCUGGAGGCCUCAACUGCCACAGCUCCUCCUUCACCUGCAAGUCUCUCUACGCCUGCAAAAGAAGAUGAUGUUGGUAGUUUCCCUGGUCGUAGGCCAUCUCCAUCGCUAACAGAUGUAGGACUAGGUAGGGGUGUUAGUAGAGGGCCAGUUGCAGGCGUCACCACUGGCCAAACAUCAGUUAGUGUUCCCUUAACUUCUGGCAGCGUAAUGCCUGGUAGUGGAACACUUGGUGCGGUUCCUGCAGUUUCUGAUUUAACAAAGAGAAACCUUUUGGUUACUGAUGAAAGAAUUGGAGGUGGUGUAACACCACCUAUGGUUUCUCCUCUAGCUACUCGAGUUCUUCUGCAACAGACAUCUAAGACUGGUGAUGGAUCAGCUUCCACAGAAUUGAGCAGUUCGGAAAGUGGCACAGUUGGUGGAAGGGUUUUCAAUCCUGCAGCAGUUGCAGGGGUGCAAUGGAGGCCUCAUAGUGCAACUUCAUUUCAAAGUCAAAAUGAGACGUUUCGAGGAAGAACAGAAAUUGCACCUGAUCAGAGGGAGAAAUUUUUAUUGCGUCUUCAACAAGUACAACAAGGGCAUAACAACCUUCUGGGGGUGUCUCAUCUUUCUGGUGUAAGUCCUAAGCAGUUUUCCACGCAACAGCAGAGUUCUCUGCUGCAGCAGCUGAAUGCACAGAGCUCUUCUCUCUCAUCUCAACCUGGACUUGGACUUGGUCUUCAAGGCCAGGGUCUGUCUGCUAUGGCUCCUGUAUCACAACAGACACAAGCUACUAUUCAGCAGGCAUCUCCUCAGCAUGUUUUGCUGUCACCCAUCGCAAAAGAUGCAGGUAAGUCUACAUCUGGUAAGGUUGACGAAAUUCAGCAGCAGCAAAAGCUCACUGAUGAUUCUAGUAUGGAGCCUGUGACCAAUGCAGUACAAAACAAAAGCCUCACAGGCGAGGAGGAUCUGAAAUCUCCGUACCCUAAUGAUUCACCUGUUGGUGGUUCUGGUUCCUUAUCUGAAGCCAACCAACUACAAAGAGAUAGUGAUUUUUCCCCUGGGCAGCCUUUACCAUCCCCACAAUCUUCGUCUGCCCUUGGUGUGAUUGGUAGAAGAAGUGCCUCUGACCUAGGUGCUAUUGGUGACAACCUUGGUGGAUCAAGUGCGACACCGGGGCAUGAUCACUCACAUAAUCUGCUGAUGUUGGACUCUGCUUAUUUCAAACUUCCUCAGGCUAAAGAUUCAGAACGUCCUAAAAACUAUGUUCCGAGGCAUCCUGCAGUAACUCCAGCUAGCUAUCCUCAAGUUCAGGCCCCUAUCAUUGACAACCCUGCCUUCUGGGAAAGGGUGGCUGCUGACAAUUUUGGCACUGACACCUUGUUCUUUGCAUUUUAUUUCCAGCAGAACACGUACCAGCAAUACUUGGCCGCAAGGGAACUGAAAAAGCAAUCUUGGAGAUAUCAUAAGAAGUACAAUACAUGGUUUCAGCGGCAUGAAGAACCAAAAGUUACUACAGAUGACUACGAGCAAGGAACCUAUGUGUACUUUGAUUUUCACAUAACAAAUGAUGACUAUGGGAAUCAGCAGCAGCAGGGCUGGUGCCAAAGAAUCAAAACAGAGUUUACCUUUGAGUACAGUUAUCUUGAAGAUGAGCUUGUUGUAUAGAAUACCAGUAUCAGAUCAUCCGCGCUUCAUUCAGAAGCUAUGGUGCUCCUUGUCGUUCCCUAUGCACAACACAAGAAUAAACAAGGCCGGUAUAGAGAACGUCUCCUACGCCUGGUUAUGGCAAGCCUGGUUAUGGCAGAAUUGUUUCUCUUCAUCAACAUACAAGCUGUGAAUCUGCAAUAGUUGUUUUGCUAGGAAGAACAUAUCCUUGUACCAUUAGUUUUGUGACUAAGAAAGCUUCCUGAUGUUCUCCAAGUGAAAUCAUUGUUAAGAAGAUGAAUAUCUUUUACAA